AUGGACAACGCAUACGUUCGCUCGUCCGACGACGUGCUGAAACACUUCGACGUCUCUGAGAACACUGGCCUCUCCGCCAAAGCGGUCGAACAAUCACGAUCGAAGCAUGGGCCGAACUCGAUACCAGAAGACCCUCCCACGCCUUUAUGGGAGCUCGUGCUGGAGCAGUUCAAAGAUCAGCUCGUAAUCAUUCUCCUCGGCUCAGCAGCGAUAUCAUUCGUUCUAGCGCUCUUCGAGCAAGAAGAAGGAUGGACAGCCUUCGUCGACCCUCUGGUCAUCUUGACCAUCCUCAUUCUUAACGCAAUUGUGGGCGUGAGUCAAGAGAGCUCGGCAGAAAAAGCCAUCGCGGCAUUACAAGAGUACUCGGCGAACAAGGCGAAGGUGCUAAGGAAUGGCAUGGUCAGUGAGAUCAAGGCUGAUGAGCUGGUGCCUGGAGAUAUUAUCCAUGUGGCGGUUGGGGACAGGAUACCCGCAGAUUGCAGGGUGUUGAGUAUACUCAGCAACAGCUUUCGGGUGGAUCAGUCGAUUUUGACGGGAGAGAGCGAGAGUGUGAUCAAGGAUACGCAGCCGAUCAAGGAUGAGCAGGCUGUCAAGCAGGAUCAGGUCAACAUGCUGUUCUCUGGAACGACUGUGGUUACGGGCAAUGCUCACGCUAUUGUUGUCUUGACUGGAUCCGACACGGCGAUCGGUGACAUCCACGAGUCUAUCACCGCCCAGAUUUCCCAGCCCACGCCCCUCAAGGAGAAGCUCAAUGACUUCGGCGAUACUUUGGCCAAAGUUAUCAGCGGCAUCUGUAUCCUCGUGUGGUUGAUUAACAUCCAACAUUUCAACGAUGAGUCUCACGGAGGUUCCUGGACGAAAGGCGCCAUCUAUUACCUCAAGAUUGCGGUGUCUCUAGGAGUGGCUGCCAUUCCAGAAGGACUUGCUGUUGUCAUCACCACCUGUCUAGCACUUGGAACCCGAAAGAUGGCCGCGAAGAACGCCAUCGUCAGGUCUUUGCCAUCCGUGGAGACGCUCGGCAGCUGCAGCGUCAUCUGCUCCGACAAGACUGGCACGCUCACGACAAACCAGAUGAGCGUCAACAAGAUCGUGUACAUUGACGAAGCCGGGACUGGACUCGAAGAGCUUACUGUUGAAGGCACAAGCUUUGCUCCUGAGGGCACAAUCAAGAAGGGUGGUAAGGUUGUGGAAGAUCUCGCAGCUUCAUCGAGCACGAUCCUCCAGAUGACGCAGGUCGCAGCAGUGUGCAACGAGUCCAGGCUAUCGUAUGACACAAAGGCUGGCACGUACCAAAACGUGGGUGAGCCUACAGAAGGCGCUCUGCGAGUGCUCGUUGAGAAGAUCGGAACAAGGAACGCUCCGUUCAACGCGAAGCGCCGAGGUCUCAAGCCAGAGGAAUUGCUCCACUACAUCAGCCAGGACUACGAAGACACAGCACCCAAGCUCCGGACAUACGAGUUCUCGCGUGACCGCAAGAGCAUGUCUGUGCUCGUGGGUAACUCGGACAAGACGAAGAAGCUGCUUGUAAAGGGCGCUCCAGAGUCGAUCCUUGAUCGCUGCACGCACUGUUUGGUUGGCAAGGACGGCAAGAGGGUGCAGCUGGAUCAGAAGCUCACCAAGCUGCUGAACCAGGAGGUGACGGAGUACGGCAACCGUGGACUCAGAGUUAUUGCGCUCGCCAGCGUCGACAACGUCACCUCGCCGCUCACCGUAAACGCCAAGACGUCGAAGGAAUACACCACGCUUGAGCAGGGAAUGACACUGCUUGGUCUCGUAGGCAUGCUUGACCCGCCUCGACCGGAGGUGGCGCAAAGCAUUCGAGAGUGCAGGGACGCUGGCAUUAGAGUCGUCGUCAUCACUGGCGACAACCAGAACACCGCAGAGACGAUCUGCAGACAGAUUGGUGUGUUUGGCGAGUACGAGGAUCUGAAGGGGAAGAGUUACACUGGCCGCCAAUUCGAUGAUCUAACCGAUACCGAAAAGCUGCAGGCUGCGAAGACUGCUUCCUUGUUCUCACGCACAGAGCCAGGCCACAAGUCCAAGCUUGUCGAUCUGCUGCAGACCGCAGGCGAAGUCGUGGCCAUGACUGGCGAUGGUGUCAACGACGCUCCAGCUCUGAAGAAGAGCGACAUUGGUGUGGCGAUGGGCACGGGUACUGAUGUCGCGAAGCUUGCAGCAGAUAUGGUGCUAGCGGACGACAACUUCGCGACGAUCGAGACGGCUGUUGAGGAAGGCCGCAGCAUAUACAACAACACGCAGCAGUUCAUCCGAUACUUGAUCUCGUCCAACAUCGGUGAGGUGGUCUCGAUCUUCCUGACCGCUGCGCUGGGCAUGCCGGAGGCUCUGAUCCCGGUACAGCUACUCUGGGUCAACCUGGUGACGGAUGGACUGCCCGCUACGGCAUUGAGCUUCAACCCCAAGGACCACGACGUGAUGCGCCGACCACCCCGGAAACGCGACGAGCCUCUCGUAGGAGGCUGGCUCUUCUUCCGCUACAUGGUCAUCGGCACUUACGUCGGCCUGGCCACGGUAGGCGGGUAUGCAUGGUGGUUCAUGUACUACGAAGGUGGACCCCAAAUCACCUUUUACCAACUCACACACUUCCACCGCUGCGCCUCCUCAUUCCCCCAAAUCGACUGCGCCAUCUUCACUACCACCCCGGCGAAAACCGCCUCCACCGUCUCCCUCUCCAUCCUCGUCGUCAUCGAAAUGCUCAACGCCAUGAACGCGCUCUCCUCCUCCGAAUCUCUCUUAACUCUCCCGCUAUGGAAGAACAUGAUCCUCGUCUACGCCAUCACCCUCUCAAUGGUUCUGCACUUCAUCCUGCUGUACACGCCGAUCUUGCAGACGAUUUUCGGCAUCGUGCCGUUGGGGUGGGAUGAGUGGUAUAUUGUGAUGGGUUGGAGUGUGCCGAUUAUUGCGAUUGAUGAGGGGUUGAAGUUUGUGGAGCGGGGGUGGGUGAUGGCGAAGGCGGAGCCGGACAAGAUUGGGGGGAGGAAGAAGCUUGAGUAA
Molecule: messenger RNA, 3012 nt
Organism: Saxophila tyrrhenica
Lineage: Eukaryota; Fungi; Ascomycota; Dothideomycetes; Mycosphaerellales; Extremaceae
Exons: 2
Coding region: 1-3012 (1003 amino acids)
Biological process (GO): intracellular calcium ion homeostasis; calcium ion transmembrane transport
Cellular component (GO): membrane
Molecular function (GO): P-type calcium transporter activity; ATP hydrolysis activity; ATP binding
Source: RefSeq, a predicted model, not a curated record